Messenger RNA from Tripterygium wilfordii, 1947 nucleotides. RefSeq names its product acetolactate synthase small subunit 1, chloroplastic-like. Lineage: Eukaryota; Viridiplantae; Streptophyta; Magnoliopsida; Celastrales; Celastraceae. Gene Ontology annotation, biological process: L-valine biosynthetic process. The record is from RefSeq and is a predicted model, not a curated record. Gene Ontology annotation, molecular function: acetolactate synthase regulator activity; acetolactate synthase activity. Gene Ontology annotation, cellular component: cytosol. The transcript is spliced from 13 exons. Bases 68 to 1558 code for a protein of 496 amino acids.
UCCCAACCUGUCGUGUCGUUAAAUUCGAGUCUUUCCCAAUUUUCAUUCUGAAACCACUCAACCAACCAUGGCGGCUGCUGCGACCCCGUGCUCAACUGGCUUUAGGACUCAGACCCCAUGUCCGAAACUGGAUUUAUAUAAUGGGCUUUCAAGGUUGAGAUAUGAGCCUGUGCAUUGGAGGGUACCCAGUUGGAGAACAAGUUAUUUUGAGCUGCUUUCAGUAGCAACAAUAAUGACUCGGAAGAAGAAUAAGCUGAAAAAGUUUUGUGCUACAGCUGAAAAGGACAAUGCCGUGACUGUUACCCGUUCUCUGCGUCCUUCUGUCACUCGCUCCAAGGUGCAACGCCACACUAUUUCAGUGUUCGUUGGUGAUGAGAGUGGGAUUAUAAACCGGAUUGCAGGGGUUUUCGCAAGGAGGGGUUACAACAUUGAAUCUCUCGCUGUUGGUCUAAACAAGGAAAAGGCUUUGUUUACCAUUGUUGUAUCCGGAACUGAAAAAAUUUUACGGCAGGUUGUGGAGCAGCUUAACAAGCUUGUCAAUGUCAUAAAGGUGGAAGAUAUCUCUAGGGAGCCACAAGUAGAACGUGAACUAAUGCUCAUAAAGCUCAAUGCUGAUCAAAGUAACUGCUCUGAGAUCAAGUGGUUAGUAGACAUCUUCAGAGCAAGAAUUGUGGAUAUCUCAGCACAUUCACUGACAGUUGAGGUCACUGGAGACCCUGGGAAGAUGGUUGCUGUCCAGAAAAACUUUAGCAAGUUUGGAAUCAAAGAACUUGCUCGAACUGGAAAGAUUGCCCUAAGACGGGAACGGAUUGGUGAGUCAGCUCCAUUUUGGAGAUUUUCUACAUCUUCUUAUCCUGAUCUUGAAGGAAAAUCUUCUGGUGAUGCUUCUGCUGGGAAAUCAAAUGGAUCACCCAAUGGCAAUGCCAUUGCAUACUCAAAGGGUGAUGUAUAUCCAGUGGAGCCUUACGAUGACUUCUUAGUAAAUCAAGUUCUUGAUGCUCACUGGGGUGUUAUCUAUGGUGAAGAGGCAAGUGGACUUCAGUCACACACUUUAUCUAUGCUUGUAAAUGACACUCCUGGGGUUCUCAGCAUACUUACCAGUGUUAUAUCUCGAAGAGGUUAUAACAUUCAGAGUCUAGCAGUGGGGCCUGCUGAGAGAGGGGGCCUUUCUCGCAUCACCACUGUUGUGCCUGGAACAAAUGAGUCAAUUGACAAGUUGGUUCAGCAACUUCACAAGUUAAUAGAUCUUCAUGAGGUUCAAGAUAUAACACACUUGCCAUUUGCAGAGCGAGAGUUGAUGCUUAUUAAAAUUUCUGUGAACACUGCCGCUAGGAGGGAUGUCCUUGAUAUUGCCAGAAUAUUCCGAGCCAAAGCUGUUGAUGUGUCUGAUCACACAAUUACCCUUGAGGUAACAGGUGAUUUGAACAAGAUGGUUGCCCUUCAGAGAUUAUUGGAGCCCUAUGGGAUAUGCGAGGUGGCGCGUACUGGGAGGUUGGCAUUGGUGCGGGAGUCGGGGGUGGAUUCCACAUACCUCCGUGGAUAUUCUCUUCCAUUGUAAUUUCAUUCUUGGGCCAAUUUUUCUGCUUUGCUUUUUUCCAGAAAGGAAAAUAAGGAAAUCUGUUGGGCCUGGCAAGAAUCUGAUGAAUUAUCAACUUCUGAGACCUGGUAGAUAUGGUGCUUGAACUUGAUAAAACCCUAAGCCAUAUUUCAUCUUUGCUAUGAGAAAGAAGAUAGUGAGAUACGAUACCAUGUAUCUCUUGACAAACUAUCAUUUUUAAACAGUUCAGUUUUUGCAUUUAAUCCUGUUUGGUUUCUUGCCCCUUCGUUCAUUUUGAAAUGAUUGAAAACUUCAAUCACUGCUGUCAUUUCUCUCCGAUGUAUCGACCAUUUAUUCCUAAACCACAGAAGCCAGGAUCGAUUUGUCUAAUCGCCCAACCAUAUAAGCCU